Molecule: messenger RNA, 2165 nt
Organism: Sus scrofa (pig)
Lineage: Eukaryota; Metazoa; Chordata; Mammalia; Artiodactyla; Suidae
Gene: SERPINH1
Product: serpin family H member 1
Biological process (GO): collagen fibril organization; negative regulation of endopeptidase activity
Cellular component (GO): endoplasmic reticulum
Molecular function (GO): serine-type endopeptidase inhibitor activity; collagen binding
Source: RefSeq, marked provisional
CCAACUUUCCAGAAGUUUCUCGGGACGGGAGGGAGGUGGGGUGGGGGAACGCCAUAUAUAGAUCUGGACGGCGGGGGCGCGGUGGAGAGUGGAAUCCAUUCUCGGCUCGAGUGUGACACUGUGACUGUGUCCCGGCGCCCACCCAGCCCGGCCAGGUCCUCCGUGGUGCUCCGAGCCCGCCUCCCAGCCGCCAUGCGUGCCCUCCUGCUCCUCAGCACCUUCUGCCUCCUGGCCAGGGCCCUGGCCGCCGCCGAGGUGAAGAAACCCGCCGCCGCAGCAGCCCCCGGCACCGCGGAGAAGCUGAGCCCCAAGGCAGCCACGCUAGCUGAGCGCAGCGCUGGCCUGGCCUUCAGCCUGUACCAGGCCAUGGCCAAGGACCAGGCGGUGGAGAACAUCCUGCUGUCGCCUGUGGUGGUGGCCUCGUCGCUGGGGCUCGUGUCGCUGGGCGGCAAGGCGGCCACAGCGUCGCAGGCCAAGGCGGUGCUGAGCGCCGAGCAGCUGCGCGACGAGGAGGUGCACGCGGGCCUGGGCGAGCUGCUGCGCUCGCUCAGCAACAGCACCGCGCGCAACGUGACCUGGAAGCUGGGCAGCCGCCUGUACGGGCCCAGCUCGGUGAGCUUCGCCGAGGACUUCGUGCGCAGCAGCAAGCAGCACUACAACUGUGAGCACUCCAAGAUCAACUUCCGCGACAAGCGCAGCGCCCUGCAGUCCAUCAACGAGUGGGCGGCGCAGACCACCGACGGCAAGCUGCCCGAGGUCACCAAAGACGUGGAGCGCACGGACGGCGCGCUGCUGGUCAACGCCAUGUUUUUCAAGCCGCACUGGGAUGAGCGAUUCCACCACAAGAUGGUGGACAACCGAGGCUUCAUGGUGACCCGUUCCUAUACCGUGGGUGUCACUAUGAUGCACCGGACAGGCCUCUACAACUACUAUGACGACGAGAAGGAGAAGCUGCAAAUUGUGGAGAUGCCCCUGGCCCACAAGCUCUCCAGCCUCAUCAUCAUCAUGCAUCACGUGGAGCCCCUCGAGCGCCUUGAAAAGCUCCUGACCAAAGAGCAGCUGAAGAUCUGGAUGGGGAAGAUGCAGAAAAAGGCCGUUGCCAUUUCCCUGCCCAAGGGUGUGGUGGAAGUGACCCAUGACUUGCAGAAACACCUGGCCGGGCUGGGUCUGACUGAGGCCAUCGACAAGAACAAGGCGGACCUGUCUCGCAUGUCGGGCAAGAAGGACCUGUACCUGGCCAGCGUGUUCCACGCCACCGCCUUCGAGUGGGACACGGACGGCAACCCCUUCGACCAGGACAUCUAUGGCCGUGAGGAGCUGCGCAGCCCCAAGCUCUUCUACGCCGACCACCCCUUCAUCUUCCUGGUUCGAGACACCCAGAGCGGCUCCCUGCUGUUCAUCGGGCGCCUGGUCCGGCCCAAAGGCGACAAGAUGAGAGACGAGUUGUAGGGCCCCAGGGUGGGCGCGGGAUGCCAGGGGGCAGCAGAAGGCUCCUGAGACACAUGGGUGCUAUGGGGACGGGGGAGCUGAGGUCCGGCCUUGGCCAGUCCGUGGGGUGGGGGUGGGAAGGCAGAGCGGGUCUCCCGCGUGUCUGAGCAGACCUUCCCCGCCGGAGAGCCUUCUGCUUAGACGCCGGGACCGAUGCCAUGAUGCUGAGCCCAGAGGCCCUGCGUCCCGUGGGAGCUGGGCAGUCGUCGUCCGGCCCUACCCCUCGUCCUGGGAUCCGGCCUCGAUCAGUGUUCCUAUUUAUAGCCGGGCGCUUUCUCCUCCGUGAGACGGCAUCGAGCUGGGGUUCAGCCAAGCCCUCCUGGGCUGGGCCCCCUCUUCUCCUGACCCUCCCACCACCUCAGCGCCCUCCCCAGCUCUCUCCCAACCUUCUCCCAACUCCCCUCAACUGUAAAACUAGGUGCUGCAGCCCCUGGGACAGGUACCCCCUCAAUGGGCCUGACCCGGGGUGGGGGAUGUCAAGAAAUAGCUCCUGGGUCAGAGGGUGGGGGGCGCGGGGUUUUUGGGCGGACUCUGGUCAGGCAUCAUGGGCAUAAACUUUUUUUUUCCCUUUUAUAGAUUUUCAAAGAUGGGGAGGGAAGGGGGAAAGUGAGCCUUUGUUGCUGUCAAACCAAGAACUUAUUUGUACAAUUUUUUUUUCAAUAAAAUGUUUCCAGUGA